Talaromyces stipitatus ATCC 10500 is the source of this 309-nucleotide messenger RNA. RefSeq lists its product as uncharacterized. Lineage: Eukaryota; Fungi; Ascomycota; Eurotiomycetes; Eurotiales; Trichocomaceae. The transcript has 3 exons. The record is from RefSeq and is a predicted model, not a curated record. The coding region runs from base 1 to 309 and encodes 102 amino acids. Gene Ontology annotation, biological process: mitochondrial respiratory chain complex I assembly.
AUGGCUUCUGGUUUCGGUCUCAACGGCGGCCCCUCGCGCUGCUUCGCCUUCUGGCAAGAACUCCUCGGAUGCUACGUCGUGAAUGCCUCGGAAGGAGUUGAUGGAAAGAAGAAAUGCAUAUACGCCUUGGAAGAUUACUCCGAAUGCUUGCACCACAGCAAAGAGAUUGUCCGAGCGAAACGACUCCAAGCAGCCUACCGCAAAGCCGAGGCUACCUUCCCCCGAGAAAACGCACCGAAAGCUGAAGAUAUCCGAAACCUGGGAUUGUUGGGCAAGGAGAGCGAGUCGGCCAAGGUUUUGGGUCUGUAG